This is a messenger RNA of Colletotrichum fioriniae, 537 nucleotides long. NCBI's taxonomy places the organism in Eukaryota, Fungi, Ascomycota, Sordariomycetes, Glomerellales, Glomerellaceae. The record is from RefSeq and is a predicted model, not a curated record.
AUGAAUGGUAUCUGCGAUGAAAGUCAUCAAGGAGAAUGCUCUUAUGAGCCUAUCGCCAUCAUAGGCAUGGGUAUGAGACUCCCAGGACGCGUAUAUAACGCUACCGACUUCUGGGACCUCCUCGUCAACGGCAGAAGCGGGCGUUGCCGAGUUCCAAAGAGUCGUUAUAACGUCGACACCUGGUACGGCCGUGGAAAAGCUGCUCACGUGCCCAGCGAGUUUGGCUAUUUCCUCGAUGACAUCAACCUAGCACAUGUAGACCCUAGCUUCUGGUCAUUCACAAAACAGGAGGCCGAACUUAUGGAUCCCCGGCAACGCCUUUUCCUCGAAGUUGCCUACGAGGCCCUUGAGAACUCUGGCUCGACUAAGUGGAGAGGACGGGACGUUGGGGUCUACGUUGGAACUAUGGGAGAUGACUGGAAUCAGCUUGAGUCCCGUGACAGUCAAAGUCUCCAACAGGUUCGCCCUGAUGUGUAUGGAGACUACAUCAUUGCCAACCGCGCGUCUUAUGAGUUUGAUCUUACAGGACCGAGGUGA